This is a messenger RNA of Capronia coronata CBS 617.96, 2055 nucleotides long. RefSeq lists its product as uncharacterized. The coding region runs from base 1 to 2055 and encodes 684 amino acids. Gene Ontology annotation, biological process: amino acid catabolic process. NCBI's taxonomy places the organism in Eukaryota, Fungi, Ascomycota, Eurotiomycetes, Chaetothyriales, Herpotrichiellaceae. The record is from RefSeq and is a predicted model, not a curated record. The transcript has a single exon. Gene Ontology annotation, molecular function: L-amino-acid oxidase activity; polyamine oxidase activity.
AUGGCCGGGCGUCUUAUAUUGUCGGCUACUUUCCUGUCUACUGUCAUCGCGGCAUCUUUGCCUCUCCAUCUCCACGUGAAGCGUGCUGUGGACUCAGGCCUUGCUAACGUUCACAUUUCAUAUAAUGAAAUCCUUCACUCGCCGGUGGCUUUCACUUACGGCCCUUGUCUGGCCAAGGCUCCAGGAGAGUCCCAUCAUUUAGUCGGUCGCUCCAAGUCGUGCGAUCAUGACCGACUGCUGUGGAAGGUGCCGGAGGACGCGCCUACGGGACAUUGCUUGUCUGCAUGGGAUGACAAACAGAGUCUGGUCGGCCGGAGCGAUCCCAUCGCCAUCGCACCAAACCGCAGGACCACCCGGAGACGUCUGAGGAAGCGACAAGAAGACUUUAGCAUUCCGAUGGACAAUUCAAGUGGCAUCGAUGCCGAGGGGCCCUGGUUCGACGGAGUGGCACUCUUACAGGAUAAGGAGAUUAGUGUGGUCAACGUCCAGGAGGCGAAAUCAAAAGAAAUAGCCAUUGUCGGGGCGGGCAUGGCUGGCUUGAUGACAUGGUUGGCCUUGAACCAAUCGGGCAUGUCGAACUUGAGCUUGAUCGAAGCCAGUCAGCGCUUGGGAGGAAGAGUGCACACAGCUUACUUUGGAGACCCGAGUGAACGGCAGUAUCAAGAAAUGGGCCCCAUGCGAUUUCCCCUCUCCAUUACAUCUUCAGAGACCAACGAGACGCUCCAGAUCCAAGACCACCGUAUCGUGUUUGAUCUUGCUGCAGAGGUCAACCGGUUGAACAGCGACGACGCCAACUUCACCGUCGAUUUUAUCAAGUGGUACCAAACCAGUCCCAACGGCCUUUACUAUGUCAAUGGAGCACGCAAGCCCAACGGCCAAGUCCCGACCGUCUCAGAGAUACGAGCCAACUCCUCACUUCUUGGGCCAUCCUCGUCGCAGGUAGACCCUAAACUAGACGAGCUGACCGACGUCCUCGACAACGUCAUCUCCAAUGAGACUUUCAUCGAACAGGUGGCUAGGAACGUAUACAAGGCACACAAAACCUUCCUCGACCAAGGACUAGGUGGCCUCGGUGGGGAUGAUUGGUCCGAGUUUGCGUACGUCCACAACUAUCUCAACUACGCACUCAACGACACAUUCGUUGGCAUCGGCGACGCUGGCACGGAAGGCUUCUGGGACAAUCUGUACGAGUCCAUGUACUUUGCCGCGACGGACUGGCGGACCAUUGACGGUGGCCUGACCCGUCUACCGUCGGCGUUUCAUCCGCUGGUUGACAGCAUCACCUACAUGAAUCGUAAGAUCCAGCGAGUGCAGUACAACGAUACAACCCAGCGGGUCACCCUGCAGUGGAAAACGGAUCCGCUGGAUCGCACGUUCCAGAACGCCAGCUACGAUCUAGCCGUCGUGACUGUCCCCAUGCCGUUGGUCAGGACGUGGCGGCUGCCCGGAUUUUCGGAGCUCUUGACCACGGCCAUUGACACGUAUCCUUACGAGCAGGUGUGUAAGGUGGCGUUGCAGUUUCAGACGCGCUUCUGGGAGCACUUCGCCCAACCUAUCUACGGAUCAUGCAGCACAACCACCGACAUACCUGGCAUCGGCAGUAUCUGCUAUCCCAGCUACGACAUCAACUCCACCGGGCCGGGGGUAAUGCUUGCCAGCUACACGUCGUCCGACGACGGAUUGCGCUGGGCGUCCAUCCCCGAGGAAGUCCAUGUCAACUAUGUGGUUGACGCCAUGGCUGAAAUCCACGGGCAGGUCGUCUACGACCAGUACACGGGUAACUACAACCGCCGGUGCUGGGUGCUGGACCAGUACGAGACCAUCAGCUGGGCGAGUCCGGAUGUCGGCAUGAGGAAGGCGUUCAUUCCGGCUUUCUUCAAGACGGAGAAAGGGAUCGUCAUGAGUGGCGAGGGUACCAGCUAUACGAGCUCCUGGAUCUCGAGUGCUUUGGAGAGUGGUGUCCGGGCUGCGACACAGGUCUUGCUUGAGCUCGGCUUGGUGGAUGAAGCGAAGGCGGUGGUUGAAAAGUGGAUGGCCCGAUGGAUAGAUGUUUAG